AUGACGAACAAGCCAGCUCUCACCCAGGAGAACCUCGACAAGAUCCCUAUGUUCCCCCGGGUCCCGUACCCCUCCGGUUCACAAGCCCACCCUUUCGAGGCGCUCCUCCAUGUCCAGCGCUCCCAGCGCCAUCGGCCCCUCGUACAGCGUCGAUGUUGCUCAGAUUGGUGUCCCCGUCACGACUCCGCGUCGCGAGCGUCCCAAGCAGCACAAGCGUUCCCUCACUGGUGGGCUAUGGAGACCGACGAAUCUCCGAUCGGCGACCCCCAAGUGUGGAAGACUGCUCUCAAGGCUGAAGAAGUGGACAAGGAUGACGUCCAGGGCGUCGCCAACACAGUCGUGCGCCAUGUUACGACAACCCUCGCCCGCCAGGCCAUCAACCUCGAUGACCUGGCCGCGUACCAGGCCACUGCCCUCUCAGUGAAAGACAGGCUCAUCAAUCGCUGGAACGAGACCACUUCAUACCACACGAAGCGCGCCCCCAAGCGUGUCUAUUACCUGUCCAUUGAGUGGCUCAUGGGCCGCUCCCUUGACAAUGCUGUCCUGAACCUCGACGUCAGGAACACGUACGAGACGGCUACGCAAAAGCUUGGCUUCCGUGCUAUCAUGGCAACUUUGAGCCUUCCCGGAUGGGGUUACGGUCUCCGCUACUCGUAUGGAAUUUUCAAGCAGCUCAUCUCGAACACGGGCGAACAGCUUGAGGCUCCAGACCCGUGGCUUGACCGCGAGAACCCCUGGGAGAUUUCUCGCUUGGAUGUCUCCUACCCUGUACGUUUCUACGGCAACGUUGAGGCUGUGCCCAACACCGACCGAGCGGUGUGGUCUGGCGGCAUGGAGUGCUUGGCCGUCGCAUACGAUGUUCCUGUACCGGGUUUUGCGACCAAGAACACGGCCAACCUGCGUCUCUGGUCCGCCAAGCCCAUCCAAGGCUUUGAUCUCAACUCGUUCAACGCCGGAAACUAUGAAGCGUCUGUUCAGAGCAGCUCUGAGGCCGAGAACAUUACACGCGUUCUGUAUCCGAACGACAACAUGUAUGCUGGCAAGGAACUCCGCCUCAAGCAGCAGUACCUCUGCUUCCGGAUGAACGACACCCACCCGACCAUUGCGAUCGUGGAGCUCAUGCGCAUCCUCAUCGAUGAAGAAGAGGUUCCCUAUGACGUUGCCUGGAAGAUCACCACCAAGGUGUUCGCGUACACCAACCACACCGUGCUUCCCGAGGCCCUGGAAAAGUGGCCCGUGGCUCUCUUUGAGAACCUCCUUCCCCGCCACUUGCAGAUCAUCUACACGAUUAACAUGAACUUCCUCAACGACGUCGCCAAGCGCUUCCCUGGCGACAUCGAUCGCAUCAGGCGCAUGUCGAUCAUCGAGGAGGGUAACGGGAAGUUCGUCCGCAUGGCCCACCUUGCUAUCGUCGGAUCGUUCAAGGUCAAUGGUGUCGCCGAGCUGCACAGUCAGCUCCUUCAGGCUACCAUCUUCCGCGACUUCGUCGAGUACAAGGGCCGCGACUUUUUCACCAACGUCACCAACGGCAUCACCCCUCGUCGUUGGCUGCUGCAGUGCAACCCCAGCCUCGCUCAACUGAUCACCGACACCCUGGGCUCCGAGCACUGGCUGGUUAACUUGAAGCAGAUCCAGCAGCUACUGCCCAUGGCCGAUAACAAGGAGUUCCGUGACGUGUUCCGUAACAUCAAGAUCGAGAACAAGCUUCGUCUUGCCCACGUACUCCAGUCUGACCUGGGCAUCGAUGUCGACGUCGACAGCAUGUUCACUUGCCAGAUCAAGCGUCUUCACGAGUACAAGCGCCAGACUCUCAACAUCUUCGGUAUCAUUCAUCGCUAUCUCCAGAUUAAGAAGGCGUCGCCCGAAGAGCGCAAGAAGUUUGUCAAGCACACUGCCAUUUUCGCCGGCAAAGCCGCGCCCGGCUACUACAUUGCAAAGCUUGUCAUUCGUCUCAUCGUGAACGUUGCCAAGGUCAUCAACGAGGACCCCGACGUCGGCAAUCUCCUUCGCGUUUGCUUCAUUCCCGACUACAGCGUUUCGAUCGCUGAAGUGUUGAUCCCCGCUGCGGACGUCAGUGUCCAAAUCAGUACUGCCGGCACUGAAGCCUCGGGGACCAGCAACAUGAAGCUCGGCCUGAAUGGUGCCCUUCUCCUCGGUACCGUCGAUGGGGCCAAUAUUGAGAUCGCCGAAGACGUUGGAGAGGAAAACGCCUUCCUGUUUGGUCACCUCGCUCAAGACGUCGAGGCUGUUCGCUACGCCAACUCGUACAAUCAGACCUCUCUGCAGGAGCGCUCUCCGGAGCUCUUCGAAGUGUUCAAGGCCAUCGAGGCGAACAAGUUUGGCGACGGUCACGUCUACGAGCCCCUCCUCAAGACCCAGAUCUGGUCGCUCGAGCCCGACCCCGUUCCCGAAAAGUAA
Molecule: messenger RNA, 2418 nt
Organism: Trichosporon asahii var. asahii CBS 2479
Lineage: Eukaryota; Fungi; Basidiomycota; Tremellomycetes; Trichosporonales; Trichosporonaceae
Product: glycogen phosphorylase
Exons: 8
Coding region: 1-2418 (805 amino acids)
Biological process (GO): glycogen catabolic process
Cellular component (GO): cytoplasm
Molecular function (GO): glycogen phosphorylase activity; pyridoxal phosphate binding
Source: RefSeq, a predicted model, not a curated record